AUGGUGCCCAGAGUCUUUGGUUUCAUCGGCAUAUUUAUCGUUCUCCUCCUCCACUGGUCAAAGGCAGACACAGGACUCACCAGCAAUUUCUGUCCAGGAGCCCACAUCACCUCAGGCCUGUGGCUGUGCCAGCGAUCACCCAGAUGUGGGCACCGGAUGUACAACCCCUUGGAGCAAUGCUGUGAUGAUGACACCAUCCUGCCCCUGAACCGGACCCGUCUCUGUGGCCCCAACUGCACGUUCUGGCCCUGCUUUGAGCUCUGCUGUCCCGAGUCGUUUGGCCCCCAGAAGAGAUUUGUUGUGAGACUGAAGGUUCUGGGGAUGAAGUCACGGUGCCCUACCUCUCCCAUCUCCAGAGUCUGUCCCAGCUCAUGAGGGACAACCCAGCCAUCUUCCUGGAAACUUGGAACAUCUGGCUAGAAGCACGCACCCUAGGAUAUGAGAAGAAAUGGGUGGGUGGUAUGGUUUUCAAAUGAUAAAACCAUGUUCUAGAG
This is a messenger RNA of Myotis lucifugus (little brown bat), 494 nucleotides long. RefSeq names its product insulin growth factor-like family member 3. Lineage: Eukaryota; Metazoa; Chordata; Mammalia; Chiroptera; Vespertilionidae. The record is from RefSeq and is a predicted model, not a curated record. Gene Ontology annotation, molecular function: signaling receptor binding. The transcript is spliced from 4 exons. The coding region runs from base 1 to 375 and encodes 124 amino acids.